GUUCCUUCAGGUGGAGAACACCGAUCGUUCUCCGCGUUCGUCCGCUGCUGGGAGCAGCUUCCUCCUGAACUGCACGAGUACAUUCAGGGCUGCCUGGAUAUUUCUAACGAUAAGGCUGGGGCAUCAGCGCUCUCCUUAGUCUCUGAAGCCUGGUGCCGACAAUUUCGCCCUCAUCUCUUCGCCGUCCUCAAGCUGAACAGCGAGCAAGAGUGUCGCACGCUCUAUGGCAUAGUACAGUCUCUGUUGUCAGCAUGGCUUGCAGCGCACAUCACUACAUUGAUAUGUGAUGUCAGUAGCCUCCCUGAGUUUCCACUCUGGAUGGUACUCGUUCGCCUCUUGCCAGCGUGCCGCACCGUCUGGCACCGCACUCUCAAUCCCUCCGGACCCGUGUCGCAUAGUGCAGCUCUGAAGAGCUCACUGCGGAACACCACCUCCCUGAUACUGUCCGGCUGCCAUUUCCUAUCGUUCCGGAUUCUGCUCCGCAUACUGGCAGACGUUACCUGCUCAGAGGCUGUCAGUCUGAACAAUGUCACAUGGUCGGGCAGUCCCCCCACGACAGUUGAUGCCGCAAGCAGUAUCUGCUCUGGUACAUUCAGCCACGUCCGCAAGGUUGGACUGUCGAACUGCACAAACAACGCGGCAGUGCCCGCCUGGCUUCUGGCUGCCGCGAGUACGCGACACUCCUUCACUCUACGUCGAAUUACGGGGCCCGCAGUCCCUGCAGAAACGUGGGCUAUCAUUGAGCUCAUUCAGGCGUUCUUGCCAAAAAAUAUUACGAUCGAGUAUUCACAGUUCAGUGUCGAAGAAGCUACUUCGGGCGAG
Messenger RNA from Phanerochaete carnosa HHB-10118-sp, 822 nucleotides. RefSeq lists its product as uncharacterized. Lineage: Eukaryota; Fungi; Basidiomycota; Agaricomycetes; Polyporales; Phanerochaetaceae. The transcript has a single exon. The annotation marks the transcript as partial. The record is from RefSeq and is a predicted model, not a curated record.